Messenger RNA from Eutrema salsugineum, 924 nucleotides. RefSeq lists its product as uncharacterized. Bases 1 to 924 code for a protein of 307 amino acids. NCBI's taxonomy places the organism in Eukaryota, Viridiplantae, Streptophyta, Magnoliopsida, Brassicales, Brassicaceae. The transcript is spliced from 3 exons. Gene Ontology annotation, molecular function: nucleic acid binding. The record is from RefSeq and is a predicted model, not a curated record.
AUGCCAUUUGGGCUGUGCAAUGCUCCUGCUACUUUCCAGCGUUGUAUGAUGUUUAUUUUUCCGGAUCUGAUUGAGGAAAAAGUAGAAGUCUUCAGGGAUGACUUCUCAGUCUAUGGACACUCUUUCUCCUCUUGUUUGUCUAACCUGUCUCAGGUCCUGGAGAGGUGUGAGGAGCACAGGUUAGGUCUCAACUGGGAGAAGUACCACUUCAUGGUACAAAAGGGAAUAUUGUUGGGGCACAAGAUCUCAGAAGCUAGAAUGAAAGUGGACAGAGCAAAGGUGGAAGUGAUGGUGAAUAUGCAAGCUCCAAAUUCAGUCAAGGGAAUAAAAAGCUUUCUUGGGAUCCUUGAUACUGCACAAGAAAAGUAUGCAACCACUGCACAAGAAAAGUAUGCAACCAGUGGCCAAGUAGAGGUCUCAAACAGACAGAUUAAGGCCAUCUUAGAAAGGACAGUGAGCAACUCAAGGAAAGACUGGAGCAAGAAGUUGGAUGAUGCUCUCUGGGCCUAUAGGACUGCUUACAAGACUCCCAUUGGAACAUCACCUUUCAAUCUACAGCUCAAGAGAAGAGGGUACUCCAGUUGCAUGAAAUUGAAGAAAUCAGACUUAAUGCCUUUGAGAGUGCAAGGAUAUACAAGGAACAGACCAAGAUCUUGCAUGAUCAGAAAAUUCUCAAGAGGGGGUUUAAGGUGGGACCUGGUUCUUUUGUUUAACUCAAAGCUCAAGCUCUUUCCUGGUAAAUUAAGGGCAAGAUGGUCAGGACCAUUCAGGGUUUUAGAGGUUAUAAGCUAUGGAGCAUUGGUCUUAGAAGGAAAAGAUGGAAAGGGUUUUGUUGCGAAUGGACAAAGGGUCAAGCAUUACCUAGUUUCAGAGAAGAGAGAGGAAGCUUCUUCAGUUCCUCUUGAUGAUCCACUAGCCUGUUAA